CUCGCGUGUGAAUUCGAAAAACAUUGUCCCGGGUCUCAGUAUUGCUUGAUAUUAUAGAAUAUUAACUAUGGGACAUUUGAAGCGGGCGAUAGCGAACGGGCUGAUUGCAAAAAAGGUAAACAUUUUUAUUUUUAUUUUUUUUUUUAUUAAUUUUAUUUAUUAUAUUUUCUGUAUUAUGUAUGUUACAGGUGCAUAGAGUAAUGCGAUUCGAACCAAUCACCACGGUUGAAAAAAUAUAUUGAUUUGAAUACCGAGAUGAGGAAGAAGGCAGCUAAUGAUUUUGAAAAAGAUUUCUACAAACCGAUGAACAAUGCGGUAUUUGGUAAAUUAUUAUUAUUAUUAUAAAAAACUCGUCUGUUAUUAUAUUAUUAUGAUUUUCUAGAUAAGACAAUGGAAUCUAUGAGGAUUACUAUAGAGUUGGUGUCUAAUGAACAAAGAGUGUAAAAAUUAAUUAACAGGCCAACGUUCAAACACUGCACGACUUACAACAAAAAUCUAUGUGCUAUAUCACCGGAGAACAAAAUAAUACAUUUCUGCAAGCCUAUCUAUAUUGGAUUUGCCGUAUUGGACAUCUCAAAAACAAAAAUGUAUGACUACCACUAUAACGUCAUGAGCAACUAUUUCAAAGACACCAUCAGCUUGAUGUGCACCGGGUACAUACGGGUAAAUUAUUAUUAUUUUUUUUUUUCUUAUACGUAUUAUAUUGUUUUUAUUAUUAUUGUUUUUCAGAUUUGUUGGUGUAUCAUAUCAAGACUAAAGAUUUUUACUUAGACCUGCUGAGUAAACCUGGGCUUUUGGAGUGUACAGACGCGGCCAACCUACCGAAAAACCACCCGUGCUACGUCACAGAGAAGAAGAAGGUACCUGGUCUUUUCUCAGACGAGACGGAUGGGAAGACAAUAACCGAGUUUUGUGCGCUGCUGUCGUGAAAAAUCACAUGACGAUUAAUGGCCACAAGAAGUGUCUGUUUGGUGAUGGAGACCUGGACGUACAUAGGGAGAAUGUUUCCAUUUGGUCGUCCUCCACCAACUUAAAACUAUAUCCACAAACAUGUUGACCUACAAUAACUAUGAGGAUAACUAUGAGAGACAAGAUCCAUACAAUGGCAUAUGGACACCGCCAACUACUUCAAGACAGCGAAUAAGAAUGUACCUAAUUGUAAAAAUUGUAUAAAUAUAAAUAUUAUAUACCUGUAUGGCAAUUGUAUAUUAUACUUGUAAAAUAAAAAAAAAAAAAUUUGAUUUGGUG
This is a messenger RNA of Cinara cedri, 1248 nucleotides long. NCBI's taxonomy places the organism in Eukaryota, Metazoa, Arthropoda, Insecta, Hemiptera, Aphididae. The record is from the annotation of a GenBank genome assembly.